This is a messenger RNA of Clupea harengus (Atlantic herring), 2919 nucleotides long. RefSeq lists its product as uncharacterized. NCBI's taxonomy places the organism in Eukaryota, Metazoa, Chordata, Actinopteri, Clupeiformes, Clupeidae. The record is from RefSeq and is a predicted model, not a curated record.
AACUCGCCAUACCAGAACUCAAACACAGGAGCACGUGGCUGUGUACUUUACAAUAUGUAAUAGAUGACUCCAGAUUGACUUAAAUAACUAUCCAAGAUGCUGAAUCAAUCAACCGUUGAAAAUGUUCACUUUUUAGAUUUUCAGUAUUCUGCCCGACAUUAUUAAACGCAUCUUCUGUGCAUGCCAGCAGAAUGUUAUUAAAUCACAUAGGGUAUAAACACCACACCACGUUACAACAGGGGUGGAACGUAGAUAUUCAUUUUGUUUGUUUUCAGAACGAGCCACACGUCAAUUCCGUCACGGACGUCAUAGGCUACUCAUUGGUAAGGCCCACAGAUACUGGCAGACGGUGCAUCUACAACACAAACAUGACGACACCUGCAACGGAAAUAGUCUUUGCAAGACGUUGAGUGACGCCACAAUGCUGUGUAUUUGAAUGCCCGCCUCUCUUAUUGGGUUUGAAAGCAAAACCGCUGCCUCAUUUGCUGAGUAUCGUUGAGGACGUCCAUGUGUACGCUCUGAUCUCAUUGAGCAAGUCUUACAACACAUCUCCUUGCCAUACUGCGGAACCUACUUGCUCGGUCUUUGUAUGGGGUUUUGGUGGCAAUGAUGAAGACCUCGGGAAACAGUUAUGCAAGCGUAAAGUAAACCAGGAUAGUUUUUGUUAUGAUACUGGUACACUGACAGGCGGGUUUGCGAGAUGAAUGACAAAAACAAUCGUUUAUUAUAAGAUACAAAGGGAGUGUGACUUGACACGUUGCAUCGUUUUUCUGGGAUUAAUCAGAUUAUAUGUUCAAGACGGGAGACGCAGAACGGAAUACAAAAAAUCGCAGCCACAUGAAGGACAGAGACUUCAUGCCUAAUAUGGAGCGGGGGAAACCCGCCACAUAUACUGGGGACAAAAAGGCUAAAAUGGCUGCGAAGACAAAUAAAAAGUGGGUGAGACUGGCUACUGUCUUUGCUUAUGUAUUGUCUGUUUCUAUUGCCGCGAUAAUUCUGGCUAUAUACUACAGCCUGAUCUGGAAGCCAACAUCUGGCUCAACACCGCUGUCAGGAGGAGCAGAUGUACCGGUGACCAUCGCAGCCACCACUGAGAUUGUCACCACUGGCAUGAAUAUCAUCAGUAUUCCUCAAGAAAAUCAGAGCAUAACCGACAGUCCAUCACAAGGUUAUUUGUGGACAACAUUACAUGGGCGCGCAGGUGCCCCUUCGGAGGUACUGCCCCAGAGGGAAACUGGAUAUGCAGGCCCAACAGUCGUAUCAGAGGACGCGGCUCUAGAAAAACAUAGUGAUAGUGGAACUGAUGUACGAUAUUCAGCGACAAACAGGACGCCCUCGACAACAAAAUCAGUUGGUACAGAAAUAGUUGAACGGACGUCUGAAAGCGCCGCCAGCGAGCUAAACUCCAAGACGCACGUUACCGAUAAUACGCAGUACAAAAAUGUCUCACUUCAGAAUGUUGACUCAGUUCCAACAGCUGGGAUUAAGGAGGCAAUAAUAGACGGAUCUGGGAUGAAUUACCCAGAGGAACGCGCACUCUCGGAAUUUAUUGUGUCGAAUACGCCUGAGCAGGAGGAUUCAACAUCGCCUACCACAGGUUCACAAGGACCCGUGGUCAGUGCCUCUUCGCAAAAUGCAGUCAGGUACACCGAAUUGGAAUUCACAGAGGGAUCCGCUUUCAUCUCAUCGGACCUCCAUACCACAGAGGAUGCAUCAUCUGCUAGAGCCACGCAGGUUGCAGAGAAUGAUCAAACUUCUACCACGCGAAGCACGGGGUCUAUUGUGGCCGGUGAUGAGCAUUGAUUUAUGUUAGUGCGUGAAAUGAUGUCUCCCACCUCUGUUCACUAUCAACAAUUAAAAAGACUUUACAUUUGUAAUUGGUGAACAAACUGUAACAUUAACUAUAUUAGAGAUUUGAGGCGGGACAUCUGUGGACUAAAUGCGUAAAAAAGACUGAGCUGUUAAACAGCGACGAAGACAAAGCCAUCCUUGACCGAUGUCCAAUAAGGUCGGGAUUUUUUUGGGGGUGGGGGGUUAUGCGCUGUAACAGGAGGUCGAAUGAAAAGAGAAACUUGUAGUCCCACUCAGGUAUGUGUACAAGUCUACAGUAUAACUGUGAAUACAGAAAGAAGGGCAUGAGAUGAAGCUGUUUUUUGCAAGAGAGCACAGCACCCUCCGGCCUAUGUUGACUUUUUAGCCAAAUUAUGUAGCCUCAUUUUUAUGAAACAAUGUGCAAUGCAUACAAAUAUAGAUAGAAAUAAAUUUAGUUUUGAAUGAAUAUAUAUUCAUUAUAUACACUGAAUAUAAGUGCUCAGGCUUCCGCAAUAUCAAUAGUACAUACUUACAAGUUUCAGUUUUCAGUACUUACAAGUUUCCUCAGAGCAAAUAAUGUCAUCCAAAUACUACGGUUGUAGUUACUCAAUAUGUUGUACCAUCACUGUUUUUUAGUAAGUCAUUUUUGAACAGUUCUUAAUAAAAACAAAUGAGGAAUACAAGCAGACCAUUGGACUCCUUGGGUUGAAUUUUGAACAUUUCUGACAUCACCAGCAUACAUAAACCACAAAUGACACCGGUCCAAGAAAAAUAUCUUCAGUUUUCAAUUAAAUUUAAAAUUCAGGACACAUUCACAUCAAAGGAGUGAUGCAAUGAAAUGAUCUGUUUGUUAUUUUUUGCAGAUAACAUGAAUAGACCUUCAGAUGUAUAUGAAUGACCAGUAUGUAUUUAUGCAUUUGCAUUGUUGAAAUAAGGCAUGAAUCUAUCUGCUUCCAAGCUCCUGUCAUGUCCCAAAUUGCUGAGUUCAGCGUGUUUGUUAACUCUUCUGUUUAUAUCAAUCUGGGAGGACAAAUGACCGUAAACCAGUGGAAAACUGAAAGAGUGGAAGCCAUAAAGGACAAUAACACGUUUCAUGUCUUGUGAAAC